AUGCUACCCAUCACAGGCUACAAGACCCUGUUCCAGGGUAUCUCGACCCUGUCGCUCCUAACCCUGGCCGCAACGCAGGCCUCGGCCCCAGCCUACGACUACGUGGUCGUGGGCAGCGGACCCGGCGGCGGCGUGCUGGCCACGAACCUGGCCAAGGCGGGCUACUCUGUGUUCCUGCUGGAGGCGGGCGACGCCAGCGCGAGCGGCGCAUUCGGGGCCUACUCGCCGGCCGUGACGUGGGACUUUUUCGUCCGCCACUACCCGGAGGGCGACGCGCGCAACGAGCAGUACAGCCACCUGACCUGGAGGACGCCCGAGGGCAAGUACUGGGUCGGCCGGACCGGGGCGCCGGCGGGCUCCCAGCUGCUGGGCGUGUACUACCCGCGCGGCGCGACGCUGGGCGGCAGCAGCAUGACCAACGCCAUGUGCGCGUGGCUGCCGAGCGAUGGCGACUGGGACUAUCACGCCAACGUCACGGGAGACGACUCUUGGAGGGCCGACAACAUGCGCAAGGUAUUUGAAAGGAUCGAAAAGAACAACUACCUGACGCGCGACACGCCGGGCCACGGCUUCGACGGCUUCUUCCAGACGCACAUGGCAGCCAAGCAGCAGGCGCGCCUCGGACCGCUGGUGGGCAACCGAGUCAUGGACGUGUACGCGCGGAACCUCAACCUGACGCGGAACAUGACGGACCUGCUGACCCGCGACCCCAACGAGCUCGCCGCGGACCGGGACCAGACCCAGAGCAUCUACGGGCUCGUCAACCACCAGUACCCCAACGGGUCCCGGUACAGCUCGCGCGACUACAUCCAGGAGGAGGCGCGCAGGCCCGGCUCGAACCUGACCGUGUCCCUCAAGUCGCUUGCUACCAGGGUGCUGUUCGACACGGCGGGGAGCAGCUGCGGCGGCGGCGGGGGCGAGGGCGACAACAACAACAACAACAACAACAACAACAAAAAGCCGCGCGCCGUGGGCGUCGAGUAUCUCGAGGGCGCGUCGCUGUACGGCGCCGACUUUCGGCACGCGGCGGGCGGCGGCGGCAACAGCACCGGAACCAAAAAGACCGUCAUGGCCAGGCGCGAGGUGAUCGUGUCCGGGGGCGCCUUCAACUCGCCGCAGGUGCUCAUGCUCAGCGGCGUCGGGCCGCGGGAGCACCUCGAGUCGUUCAACAUCAGCGUCGUGGCCGACGUGCCGGGCGUGGGGCAGAACCUCAUGGACAACCAGGAGAUGCCGAUCGUGGGCUCGGGCAGCGCGGGCAACGGGACGGCGGGCGUGGCCAUGGUCAAGACCAAGCACGCGGCCCACGGAGAGCGGGACAUGUUCCUCAUGGGCGGGGCCGGCUUCCUCUUCCGCGGCUUUUGGCCGUCCGAGAACAGGGUCGGCGACCUGCCGCCCGAGCCCGCCAACGUCUACGGCGUCAGCAUGGUCAAGGGGAGCUCCGUGAACAACAAGGGCUGGGUGAGGCUGCGCAGCGCGGACCCGCGGGAGCCGCCCGAGAUCAACCUCAACCACUUCGCCGAGGGCUCGGAGCCGGACAUGGAGGCCAUGAAGGACACCAUCGCCUGGGUCCGGACGGUAUACAAACGCAUCGGCAUCACCACCAUCGAGCCGCCGUGUCCCGCCGGCGCCGACGAGCAGGGAUACUGCGGCGAGAGCGACGAGGCGUGGAUCCACAAGCAGACCUUUGGGCACCACCCGACCAGCACCAACCGGAUCGGCGCCCAGGAUGACGCCUUGGCGGUGCUCGAUUCCAAGUUUCGCGUGCGGGGAGUUGCCGGCUUGAGGGUGGUCGACGCCAGUGCCUUUGCUCGGAUUCCCGGCGUGUUCCCUGUGCUGUCUACAUUCAUGAUCAGUGAGAAGGCGUCGGGUGAGAUGAUUGAGGAGCUCAAAGCCGGAGAGGCUAUCGAGGAGUGCGUCGUGUGA
Molecule: messenger RNA, 1923 nt
Organism: Pyricularia pennisetigena
Lineage: Eukaryota; Fungi; Ascomycota; Sordariomycetes; Magnaporthales; Pyriculariaceae
Exons: 2
Coding region: 1-1923 (640 amino acids)
Molecular function (GO): oxidoreductase activity, acting on CH-OH group of donors; flavin adenine dinucleotide binding
Source: RefSeq, a predicted model, not a curated record